AUCAUCAAAAGGUCAAUGUUGACCUGUUAACGAUCAAAAUGUAUCACUCAAAAUCAUACAACAUCACAGUCAUAUAACUAAAGCUAUGCUUUGUAUUUUCUAAAUCAUAUAUUUUACAUCAUUUACAAUUUUCUGCAGAUAGCCAAUAAAUCACAAGCUAUGAUGCGACAGCGAAUCUCCGUGUUCUUUAUGUGUGCAUCAAUCCUAAAUGUCAAGGCUGUGCCACCACGAUGCACAAGAGCUGAUAUCAAGAAGCUGAAUAGCACAGUAAUUACCUCGAAGAGCGAACUAACAGAGGCAUUUAAUAGCAAAUUACAAGUGAUCAAGAAUGACAUAAGAUCCGAACUAGCCAAUGAAAUUGGCAAUCUCUCCGACAAACUUACCAAUGAAAUAAACCAAAAUGAAGAAAAACUGAAAAUUGAUGUGAAUAUUGUGAAUACUGAAGUGCUUAAAGUAAACAAUAAACUGGACCAGAUCAAAAAUGACAUCAAAAGAGAACUGAAUGAUGAAAUCGAUCAGCUGACUGGAAGUAUUAAUCAAAAAUUCGAUGAUCUGAAUAAGAAGCUGAUUGAAGCAUUCAACAGUACACUAGUUCAGAUGAAGAAUGAUAUCAAAGAUGAACUUACUACGGAAAUCAAUCAAAAUGAAGACAAGCUGAAUGCGGUGAAGACACAACUGACAAAAACAACUACUGAACUGAGUGAUUGUGUAUGUGAGAGAAAAAGACAGAGAAGUCUAAUCUACUAUGCUGGCCCUUACAUCUAUACAUUUGCCGCUGCAAAGGCAUACUGUAAAAGUAAGGGUCACAAGAUAGCCACACCAGGCCAAUUAGACGCAGCGUUUGCAUUAGGGAUGGAGUCGUGUGCUUGGGGAUGGGUUGAAGAUGGAAGUCUUAGGUUUCCACAACAGAUGCCAUAUACAAACAACAGGGGUGGAACACGUGGAUUAAAUACUGAGCUGAAUUACAAUCCAUCAGCCAAAUAUGGAGUCUAUUGUGCUACAAACCCAGGUCCAUAACAGUAACAUUACACAAACUAAGCAACAGUAUUAUGAUGUGCAAUUGAAUCAAACGCAUGGACUGCAUCAGUGCCUCAUGAUGAACUAUGGAAUAUCAUAACUGUAUACAGGGUGGCCCAUAUUUUCUUUGGCGAUAACGUCUUCAAUUGUAAAUAUGUUUUUGCUUAAGAUUCAGUAAUCAAUAUUGUACUUGUCUGAAAUGGACAGCAUUGGUUUCUGACUGUAAGGAUAUAUUCUCAGCAACAAUUACACGGAUAUAUUGGUCAUAUCUCAAAUUAUCGUAUGAUCUGUAAAAUGAAGCCGUCUGAUUGGUCAGUUCUUGUGCUGUACCAAUCUGUAUUGCUACUGAGAUUGUCCCCGUUGAUCAUCAUCGCCGUCGCAAUACAGAAAAUAUUGGUACGGAGGGGACAAUCUCAGUAGCAAUACAGAGGAUCACACGAUAAAAACGUUAUUGAAAGAUUUGAAGUGCAAUACAGGAUAUAUUCUGUCUCGAUAUUCUGUAUUGGCACUCGACUUCGUCUCGUUCCAAUACGGAAUUUCUCGAGCAGAGAAUAUAUCCUGUAUUGCACUUCAAAUCAUUCAAUGACUUAUAAUAUUGUUUUUAUUUAAUUGUUUUGUAGCGCUUCAGUUCAGUUUUUAU
Owenia fusiformis is the source of this 1657-nucleotide messenger RNA. The record is from the annotation of a GenBank genome assembly. NCBI's taxonomy places the organism in Eukaryota, Metazoa, Annelida, Polychaeta, Sabellida, Oweniidae.